AUGGCGGAAUUCCAGUGGGUGGAGUUUGCAACAUCAAAGCUCGAAGCAAGGCAAUCGAUCAACAGGGCUCAGUCACUCAGUACUAUGCUUAGUACUUUUUUAAAUAUCUAUCGGAGAAGUCUGGCUGGGAGAAUGAAUGAACAAAGUGAAGAUAUUGCUGAAAAUUAUGACAAGCACCAAGAGUUAACCACCAAAACACAGGAUUCUGAAGAUAUUUUUACCAAGCAAUCUAUCUCUAUGAUUACAGAGGAAUCUAAACAACCAUGUCAACAUAGUCAACAUAAUUCAUUUGUAUUUGUUCAUCGAUAUCCCCACCUAUUGCUUGAUGGCUACGGUUGGAUAUUGUGCUGCUCAUGUGAUGCAAAUAGAAAGCAAUUUGUUGAAGCCCUACCUAAUAAUAUACAAUUAGAUCCUCAAAAAAAGUGGUAUUUGUUUUGUGGUGCAGAGUGGGAUAAACGUUCUAUUCAAGAUGAAUGGUUGUACGUAGACGUGUGUUCAGUUGCGUACUUUUAUUCAAUCCAUGAUGUGAAGGUGUAUUGUAGACCUUGCUCCUCUUGUGCUACGAAAAAGCAUUAUGAUGGCAUUGAAAACAGGAUUGUAUGGUUUGGAUCAUAUGCAAUAUCUCAUGCCGUUCUAAAAGAUUACAUUCGGCUUUUCAUAACGUCGAGUUUACCUAUGUACAAAUAUUAUGUUGCGUAUGUACAAAGGCAAGUGUCUUCGGGUAAUUUUAAUUUCCCAAAGGAAAUAACUUACGCCAAGUUUCGUCUCGCUAUCAUUGCCAUGAUACGGUUGCUUAAUAUUGAUUUUGACAAUGGGUUUUUUUGUGAAUUAUGUGGAAGAAUUCCCCAAAAGAUAGUGAUGGAUGGAACAACUCUUGGAAUACAGAAAACUUUCUUACCAAAUAAUUUAAGAGAGUCUGAUACUGGAUUGCUAGAUGGAAGUAGGUUUGAAAUGCGCAAUUUCAUCAACAGGAGAAAUGUGCGAGCUUUAUUGAAGAAGUACAGUGAUUCAAAGCUAAGUUGGGACGAAUUUCAAGAAUUAAAAUCUGAAAUAUCUUCAAAGGGGCUUAGGACUCUACUUGAAUGGUUAGAGAAACAAGGAUUUAUCACUAGUUGUCCAAACUCGUGCAGAAGGUUAUUGGCAGCAUUGGCUUCUGACAAACCAGUAUGCGCAAUUGUGCCCCAAAGAAGAAGUUUUGGACCUCUUGAUAAGGAUGUCUGAUGGAGCCAAU
This is a messenger RNA of Xenia sp. Carnegie-2017, 1231 nucleotides long. RefSeq lists its product as uncharacterized. The transcript is spliced from 11 exons. The coding region runs from base 1 to 1221 and encodes 406 amino acids. Lineage: Eukaryota; Metazoa; Cnidaria; Anthozoa; Malacalcyonacea; Xeniidae. The record is from RefSeq and is a predicted model, not a curated record.